Chondrus crispus (carragheen) is the source of this 1974-nucleotide messenger RNA. RefSeq names its product THO complex subunit 1, putative. Gene Ontology annotation, biological process: mRNA export from nucleus; regulation of DNA-templated transcription elongation. The record is from RefSeq and is a predicted model, not a curated record. NCBI's taxonomy places the organism in Eukaryota, Rhodophyta, Florideophyceae, Gigartinales, Gigartinaceae. The coding region runs from base 1 to 1974 and encodes 657 amino acids. The transcript has a single exon. Gene Ontology annotation, cellular component: THO complex part of transcription export complex.
AUGAACGCCAUGCACGGCGCACUAAUCUCUCUCUUGGUAGCUCCCAAAUCGAACCCUGAAUCUGUUGCGACGCAGCUUCAUGAGCAGUCACAGGAAUAUUCACCAAAUGGGCGAGGCUUGCUGGAGCGAGUUUUGAAGAGGGCCACAGUUGACAUUCUCAAGGGCGGCAUCCAGGAACCCUCAGAUCCCAAAUCCGCCUUUUCCAAUGCCCUCGCCAUCGUCGAUUGCGCCGUCGUGCUCAUGCGCAACGGUCAUGUCGAGGAGCGACUGCCCUGGACGCUGUUAGAGUUUGUGUUUAGCUCCUGUACGCGCGGACAACUUUCAAGCGGCAUCGGCGCUAUUCGGGAGCGGUUUGACUCGUAUCGAAGAGCAGCGACAACUGCAAUUACUCAUGUUUAUGUCAUCAAAGCGGCGAUGUCUUGCAUAAACCGGGAUCAACACGGCUCCGAUCCCCUACUCUCAGGGCGCUUGCGGCUCAUUCUGGCGGCUGCAUUGCCGGUUUGGCACCCAUCAGGUCUAAAUCGGAGAGGCCAUGUCUAUGAUGGUGGCAAAAUUGACUUGGGUAGUGAAAUGGAGAACACGAAGGAAUCUGAUUUUGACGCUGCAUUGUACAAAGCCUUCUGGGGUGUGCAGGAGUUCAUGCAGAAUCCGUCCUUGGCAGAGAAUGAAGACGUUUGGAACACUGCUCGAGUGGCCAUUGAAAGAAUUUUGGAUACAUUCGAAACGAUUAGUACCCUACGCAAUCCCAGUGUUGCUCCAGAAAGCCCAAGUCCUAAGUAUAUGGCGGCCCCAUCCCUUUUACAUCUUCAACUGGUUGAUGUGCGUGCAAGACGACAUGUUCUCAUUCAACUUGUAAUAUUUCUUCAUUACCUGGAGGUUAUCGGACAGACAGCCCCGUCAGAAAAAACCACGCCUUCAGCAUACAAGAAGCAUGGUUUUUGUAAAUCUUUAUUUGAAAGCGACGGUAAAGGCACAAUUAUUAAGGGAAGAGUGUACGCCCUUCUCGAUCGUGACUGUCCCGGCAAAUUUAAACGUUUUGUUGUGUCGCUUCUUCAACGAGAACGAAAAUGGAUUGAUUGGAAAAAGCGCACGGGAUACAAACAUUUAAACGCGCCACGAAGCGAAGCACCGAAAGAGUUUAAAAGAAGAAGGGUUCUUUCUCCAGUUCCAGACUCCUUAGCUCCGGACCAGUCGAAGCGCCGGCCUGACGGCCCCGAAGAAUGGGAGUUGAGGCAAGCGGCGUGGACGGUCCUACCGAAAUCCGAGCGGAUUGACCCGCUGCGGGAUCCUACUAGGCUGAAGGUUUCAUCUAUACAAGACUUGAAAACCCAACUACAAGAAGAUAUGGAAGAUCCAGAUAUCACAGACGAUUUGAAACGCAUCAAGAAUCCGAAGUUUGUGUGGCGUUCCCUGCGGUUGUUGUGUGAAGAAUCCAUAUCGACAUUAUUGCAAAUAACAGAGCCACUAUCGGAGCAUGGCGUCAAUCUCGAGCGGUGUCUUGCAGCGAAGGAUGUACCAGCGGCGGAUGAGGAAACGAAAGAGGCUCAGGAAGUGAAGCCGGAUGCGGAAUCUAAAAUAGUUGUAGAUACGAAAAUAGAGGCAGGGGCUAAGGCGAUGGAAGGAGUCGAAGCUAUGGGGGAAACCGAAAGCGCUACCAAAGAGGCUGCCAAACCUGAAAAGGCUGUAGAAGGCUUGGUGGCGAGCAAAGCACAUGCGGAUAUGCAGGCUAAGCCAAAGGAUGGAGCCCUGGUGGACAGCAAAAGAAACACGGUUGGCGAGGAUAAACAGGCUGAAAAUGCUCCGGAAGAAGAAGCGGACGCAGUAGGGCUGGAUAAAGCCGAUGGAGAUGCGAAAGUGGACAGAAAGGCUGAAGGUACCAAAGAAACUGACAUGGUUCGACAGAAUCAAACAGUUAUGAACGCCCAGACGAGCGAACCCGCAAAAGCGAUUGAAGAGGUCGAAUCUAAGCCUUAG